Prorocentrum cordatum is the source of this 7557-nucleotide messenger RNA. The record is from the annotation of a GenBank genome assembly. Lineage: Eukaryota; Dinophyceae; Prorocentrales; Prorocentraceae.
AUGCUGGACACCGCCGGGCUCCGCUCACCACUGAAGGCUGCGCUGGAGCAGUUCCUUCUACGCCACCUGGCCCCGUACGUCGACGGCAUCUCCCUGGAGAAGCUGCGCCUGGGCGUGUUCGCGGGGUCCCUGGAGCUGAAAGACCUUCAGGUGAGGCCGGACGCGCUGGCGCUUCUCGGCCUCGAGGGCGUCCGUGUUCGCAGUGGCAGCAUCCGAUUGAUCAGACUGUCCGUGCCAUGGAGCAAGCUUGCCACGGGUAAGCUGCGCGCCCGGGUGGAGUCGGUGCACCUGGAGGUGGAGCAGAUCGAGGCCGAGGCCAGCAGGCCGCGCUCGGAGGUCGUCGCCGAGGUGCGAGAGGCCAAGCGCAAGGCCAUCGACCUGCGCGAGGCCCAGCUGCGCGAGCUGCUGCAGGAGAAGCGGGACCGCGCGGAGGCGGCCGAGGGCGGCGGGCAAGGCGCAAGCUACGUCGUCAAGCUUGCCAGGAAGAUCUUCAACAACAUCUGCGUCGACCUCUCGGACCUCACGGUGGUCUGGGCGAGCCAGUCCAACGGCCUCGCCUGCGGUGCGGAGCUGCCCACGCUGUCCGUGCUGUCCACCGACCAGACCUUCCGCGAGGUGCCCGAGGGCCAGGAGGUCAGCGUGUCGGGCCUCUCGAUGUACAAACUGAUGCGCUUGCGUGGGCUUGGAGUGCGUGUUUCCACGGCCAGCAGCUGCUCCCUCGCUGGGUCGGACUACAUGCUGAGCCCUGUCAGCGCCGACCUGAAGUUUGCGCACGUGCCCAGUGACCAGAUACUGCGCAUGCGGCUGGAGGUCGCCAUGGAAGAGAUCGCGGAGGUGACCUUGCUGCGGUCGCAGGUCAAGCACCUGCAGGCGGUGCACGCGGCCGUGUGGGAGGAGGCGGCGCGCCUGCGCGCCCUGCUGGUGCCAGCGGAGGAGGAGAGGAGCAUCUUCUCCGACGUCAGCGCCUCGACUGCAGAGUAUGGCCGCCUGUAUGAGCGGUGCCUGCUCUUCCAGCGGCGCCUCGCCGGCGGGGAGGCGCGCCCGCUGAGCCCUGCCGAGUUGGAACGCCUGCAGCUGCUCGAGGAUGCGCUGUCGGCCCGCCUCCUCGCGCGACAGCGCUGGCUGGUGCACGGCAGGCUGGAGGCCCUCCACGAGGCCUCGCGGCGCCAGCAGAGGGCCUGCGGCCCGGCGGCCGCCCCGGAGGCAGGUCUACUGCAGCUCGUGUCCGGCUACCUGGGCGCGCCGCCGCCCUCGCGCCCGCCCGUGGAGCCUGGCAGGGCCGUGCUGCUGUCGCCAGAGGCUCGGCAGCAGUUGCUCGCGGACCUCGAGGAGGACGCCUCCAUGGUGGAGGCCGUGGACCUGCCCCAGCGGAUGAAGUUCGAAUUCAUCCUCGGGAAGAUGGCCGUGGAGCUCAUCGACGACCGCUGGCCCGAGGAGGUCCGCCGGCAGCUGCUGAGCCUCACGCUGCAGGAGGCCCACUGGAACGUGGACGCGGACGUGGCCACGGACAGCCUGGGCCAGGACUCCGUGGCGUGGCGCGUGGAGUGCUGCCUGAGCUACUUUCGCGCCCUCCACAGCUCGAAGAGGAAACAGACGAUGCUCCGCUUCUGCCCCGGCGCUUUGCCCGCCUGCGGCGCCGCGCAGGAGGCCGCCGCGUCCACCCGGCUGGUGCUCGAGAGCAGGCCCGAGGCGGGGGCGAGCCUGCUGCGGCUGCUGUUCCGCUUCGAGCCCCUGGAGGUGCACCUGCUGCCUGGUGCCCUGGAGCAGCUGCUCGAGUUCGUUUGGCCGCCGGAGGCACCGUCGGGCCUCUGCCUGGCCGCUCCCCCGCCGGGAGUGUGCUUCGAGGACGUGGUGGACAUGUCCAAGGAGCUUGUGGUGGCGCACGCCAGCACUGCCAAGGAGGUGGCAAAGAGAGUGUGCGAGCAGAUUCCAGGCAGGAUCCACCUCGACGUCAAGGUCGCCUCCCCGAUUGUGCACGUUCCAGUGUCUGGCCUCGGAACGGCAGUGUUCAGCCUAGGAGAGAUGCGAUUGGUCAUGCCCGAGCCAUGUGACUACUACGACCUCGUCUUUGGCAUAGAUCUCGACCACACCAGGCUGCAGUCUACGACGACCCACGGCGAGAGCUUCAACAUGCUCCAGCCGGUGCACCUCCACCUAGACUUCCAGUGCCGUGCGCUCGAGGACGAGACUUGCCUCGACGUCCAGGUGAGGGUGGACGAGGUGAAGCUUUCGCUUGCGCCCCAGGCGCUGCAGAUACUGCUGGCCGUGCCCAUGGCGGCCGCGGACAUCAUGCGCGAGGCCGAGCCCACGCCCAGGCCGCAGGGUGCUGCCCAACCGGCCACGGAGGGCGCGCCUGCCGACGGCGUGGCCGCGGGACUCUGGCCCACCGGCGAGGCGCUGAGGCAGCGGGCCUCCGAGCUGGCGCGCGAGGUGCUCGGCGAAGAUGCUGGCGCGGUCGAGGCAGCCGCCCGGCGGCUGGCAGAAGUGCGCGAGAAGCAGUUCCGUACCACCCUCGCUGUUCUGGUCGGCGACCUCGACGUGUCCCUGGCGGACAGCUCCUCGCCCGUGGCCUGGCUCCACCUCAGGCUGCUUCCUCCUGGUAUGCAGCUGGUCUGCCAGAUGUACCCCUACAUUGUGUCGCUCAGCCUCGACGGCGCGGUUCUCGAGGCGGAGAUGCUCAACCCGCGGGCCAGCGAGAGGGAGCCCGUCGUCGAGAGCUUCCCAUUCAGCCUCCAGAUGGCCCUCACACCGACGGGCACCGAGGACUCCGCGCUGCACGUCGUCGUCAUGGGGCUGGGGCCUCUGCUGCUCAACGUGAAGCCCAGCAUGGUUGACACGGCCUGCAGGAUCUUGCCGCUGUUCACCUCCAGCGUGCUGCAGGCCUCGCCGCUGCGGCCCUCGGGGGGUGGCGAGCCCCGGCCGGCCACGGCGGCCGGCGCCCCGGCGGCAGGCCCGCAGCCUGGCACCUACCGCGUGGCCAACCUCUGCGACUACCCCCUGGAGCUGGAGCUGCGCCCGCGGCACGGCGAGCGCCUGGUCGUGGAGGCCAGGCCCACGGGCUCGUCCUUCGAGUCCCUGGACGACCGCGUGCCCUCUGGCCCCGCCCCCGCCCUGCGCGUCCGCGUGCCCGGGUGCCCCUGGUCGGAGCCGCUCGCCUGGGAGCCGGGCGCGGCCGCGGCCGUCCCCGGCGGCGGAGCGGUCGCCGAGGUGCUCGCCGUGGGCCCCGCCUCCCGGCUCCUCCUGCUCGGCAUGUGCCUGCGGCUGCACAACCGGACGGACCUGGCGCUGGCCCUGCGCUUCCACGACGCGUCGCAGCGGGAGGUGCUGAUGGUGGACGUUCCCGGGAGCGCCGUGUGCGAUGCCGCCCUCCUCGGGUGGGCGCAGCCAGAGGGCGCGAGGGCGGAGCACGCGCUGGCGGGCGUCGGCGCGCCGGGCUCGCGUCGCCCGUCGCAGGACGGCUCCGUGGUCCUGCUGCCGAAUGCCGUGUGUGCAGUCCCUGCUGCCGCCCUGCAGCGGGGAGCGGCGAGAACGUGGCUGAGCGCCCGGCCUGUUGGGCGAGACCUAUGCUUUUGUGACGCGGUCCAGGUGGGCUCAGGCGUCGCCUGCUGUCUCGUGGACUGCCGCCCUGCGGGGGAGGCAGCUGGCGGCGCGAGCAGCGUGAGCAUCGUGUGCGAGUGCGGGCCCCAGGCUGCCCUGUCUGCCCUGGGGGACGCCCUGGUGGCGACGGUGAUGCUGCGCCCAGUGCUGUCUCUGAUGAACGCCCUGCCCGUGGACGACGUCAGCGUAGCGUACGCCGACGGGGCCGCGGCGCAGUCGGACGGACCUAGGUGGCGGGAGGUGAGGCUCCCGCGCCUCCGCCGCCUCGACCUCUACAGCCCCGCCGUGCUGCUGCACGACCGAGGCCUGCUCGUUCGGGUGCGGCUUGGGGACGGCGCGCCGUGGUCGGACACCGCCAGCCUCGCCAGCGGCGCUUUUGCCGAGGCACCGGCCUCUGCAGAGUGCUCCUCCAGCCACACGCUGCAGGCCCGCCAGCACGCCGACGGUGCCGCUGCCGCCGUGCUGGUGGAGGCCGUCCACGGCGACGCUCGAUGCCGUGGCCGCUGUGGGGUGCGCUUGUCGUGCCCGUGUUGGCUCGCCGACCGGUCUGGGCUGGGCGCCUCUCUCGGUCUCGCCCUGCGCCUGUGCCACAGGGGAGCCGACCUGCCUCGAUGCAGGGAAGGUGUCUCGCUGCUGCCGGGCGGCUGCCUCGAGGAAGGCCUCGGCCUCUCGUUGCGCUCCUCGUGUGGCGGCGAGGCACUGGCCGAGCGCGCUGGAGUGCAUGUGCCAGCCAGCUGGAGCUGCCUCUCGUGGAGCACGCCCUGCGGACCUUUCGUGUUCUGCCUGCAGACUGACGACUUGAGUGCAGAGGAUCUCUUUGGGGCGCAGUGCCAGGUCGUUACCUUGCGGCCCCGGCUCGUGCUCACGAACGCAGCGGAUUGCGACCUGGACGUGCACUUGAGCGGCGGGCAGGUGCUGCGGCUCGCGGCGGGGCAGUCCUGCGAGUCUCACUGGGGCGUCGAGCACGGCGACGAGGACUCCCCGGCGACGAGCCUGCGCUUCCGGCCCGCAGGCCGUGGCUCCUGGUCAGGCCAGGUCGCUUGUAGCGACGCGGCUGCGGGGUCUGCGCCACUGGCGCUGCCGUCAGAUGGUGCGGGCGCUGCGGGCUUCGAGGCCUGGACCGCCGACGUCGCGCCUGUGCGUGGCGCCCUGGCGGUGUCCUUCCGCAGGGGCUCUGACUUUGUCGCCGAGUGCCGUGCGCCUGGCGUGCACGCCUCCGUGCGGACGUUGGACGCGCGGGGAGUGACGACUGAGGCGCCACUGCCGCAAGGCUCGAGCGUGGAGCUUGGGUGGGCGCAGCCUUCGUCGGACUGCAACGGCCGGGCAGUCAUUCUGGUGAUCGGCGGGUCGACGCACCAUGUCGGCGACAUCCGCUGCUCUAUGCGGCGGGAUAUCCCCGAGCAUCGGCUGGCCAUUGUGGUCGCGCACAGGGGUGCGCGGACCGUCCUCUCGCUGCUCGACAGUGGUGACUCUGCCCUCUCCGAGUCGGGCUUCCAGAGCUCCUGGGUAUCCCGCCUCGAGCUCAGGCUCGGGCACUUGGGCGUGUCACUGAUCGCGGAGACGCCCCAGCCCCGCGAGCUGCUCUUCGUGCACCUGGGGCUGCUGCGCGCGGAACUCCGCCAGCUGGAGGAAGGGGUGCAGCAGCUGCGGCUGGCGGUGUCGGAGGCGCGAGUGGACUGCCAGCUCCCGGGGCGCGUGGACGCGAGCUCGACGGACUGGCGCAGAGACAACAGCCUGGGCCUCCUGCAGCGGGAGCAGCCGGCCACGGUGUUCGCCAACCGCGGCGAGGGAGGCCGGCCAUGCCUCAGCCUGCUGCUGCAGGUGGCGGGCUCCGCCGGCGAGCUGCUCCUGCCGUGCGCCGAGGUCGCCCUCGACGCCGCCGACCUGACCGUGGACGACGGGUGGGUCAGGCCGCUCGUCGACUUCUGGGGCCAGCUCACCUGCCGCGCCGCGGUGAGUCCCGGCACGUGUGUCCGCGAGGUGCUCGCGGCAGCAGGAAGGCCGAUCGCGGAGGGGUACACGCCGCCGCCGAUGCCCCUGGUCUUCCAGGUCGACGCCCUGAGCAUCUCGUCCGUGAGGCUCACGGUGUGGUGCCUGCUGAGGCUCCGGGGCGCCCGCUUCCUCCCCAGGCACCUGCGCACGGCCCUCCAGGUGCUGUCCCUCAGCGGCCAGUUUGCCCUGGACGGCGCCACGCUGGUGCUCCCCUCGCGCAGGCUGCCCGCCCACCGCGGGUCCUUCUCGGACUUCGCGCGUGGCCUGCUCAGCGAGUACACCGCGAACCUCCUGAGCGCCGCCGGCAUGUGCCUCGGCAAGAGCUCGCUGCUCAACCUGCCGCGAGUGCCGCUGAAGAUUUGGGGGACUGCGGUGUCGUACCUAUCUGACAGCGUUGGCCUGGCGGCCAGCGAGGCUUCCUCGCUCCUCGACCACUGCACCCUCGACCAGGGCUACGUCGCCCGGCAGCGGCGGCUGCGCGGCGAGAAGCAGAUCCACUCCAUCGGCUCCGGCGUGGCCGAGGCGGGCAAGUCGCUGGCGCAGGGCGUCGAGGGUCUCUUCGACGUCGUGAGGAAGCCGGUGGAGGGUGCGCAGAGGAACGGCAUCGGGGGGCUGCUGGCGGGCGUCGGGAGGGGCGUCGCCGGUAGCUUCGUGAAGCCAAUCUCCAAGGUGGGGCAGGCGAUCUCCGACGUGGGCUCUGGCGUCGCCGCGCAGGCGACGCCCGACACCCAGGCGGCGAGGAGGCGGAGGGAGCGCUCCCGGCAGCGCCCGCCGCGGCUGCUGUUCUCGAGCCAUGGGCUGAUCCGGCCGUGGUCGGCCCUGGAGGCGGCCGUCCUGCAGGCGUUCGGCCCCGCGCUGGCCGCCGGCAUCGAGGAGGUGAUCCCGCUCACGCAGCACGGCCCGGUGCGCACGGUGCUGCUGCUGUUCCCGCAGCGAUUGCUGGUGGCGGAGGUGGAGGUGCAGUCGGAGGCGCACGGAGCCGCGGCCCCCUGGACGGCGACGGAGCCUGGCGGCUCGGUGACCGAGGGUGCGAGCGCCGCAAGGAUCCAUGGCGGGAGCAGACCCAGCGGGAGCCAGCAGCGGACCUCGGGGAUGCAGGUCGCACACCCGAGGGGCCUCGCGCAGAUACCGGCGCUGCUGAACGAGAUGGACGAGGCGGCGCUGAAGCUCCUGUGGCAGGCUCUCAAGCCCAUCAACACGCUGGUGUACGGGGUGCAGGACCUCGAGAGGCACAUCAGCGGGCGGGCGCCAGAGGCCAGCCGGCCGCCAGGCUCUCAGCAUGCCGCCGCGCGCCGCCGACCGCGGGAGCUCCGCUUCGCCGACCUCGCCGCGGUCACGGCGGCGGCGCAGGGCGACGUCGUGAGCCUCGAGGACGUGCGCGGCAACGCGAUCGUGCUGCCACUGUUCGCCGCGCCGCUGGACGGCGCCUGCCGGGAGGGGGUCGCGGCCGGCCUGCGCGCCGCGCUGGCGCGGCCCGACAGGCGGGCCUGCUGGGGCGACCUGCGCAGCGCCCUGCGGGCGCAGAGGCGCGCCGCGGGGGCGCGCGCGGCCGCCAGCUGCGGGCUCGGCGCCGAGGCCACGGCGGCGCCGCCAGCGCCCGAGAGCGCGGGCGGAGGCGUGCUGGAGGUCUGGGAGGUCCAGCGGCGGGUGCCGCCCAGCGGGGAGUGGCGGUGCCCCUGGCUGGCGACGGACCACGAGCUGCGGUGGCGCUGGGUGGACGCUGCGGGGCGCCGGCACCCCCAGCUGCCCCCGGAGCUGCCCUGCCGGGAGGCCUCCGCCCUGUGCUCCCCGCCGUGCAGGCUCGACCCGCUGUUCCGCUGGACGUCCACGUGGGCCGUGCGCGAGGACCCCGGCGCUGGCACGGGCGGCUGGCGCUACGGGCUGCUCUGGAGCUCGGCCACCUGGGACGCGCAGCCCGGCCUCUUCAACGUGCUGAGGAGGAGGAAAUGGACUCGGACGUUUACGUGA